AUGACAGCGGCAGUGACACAACAAGCGGCGACUCGGACGCCAAACAAGCAUAUGCCGGUGGCAGUGGAGCGGCACGUCGAGCCCUGGCUGCACUUUGUGGCCGGAGGAGUGGGGGGGAUGGCCGGCGCCAUCAUAACAUCGCCGCUGGACGUGCUGCGCACACGGCAGCAGCUAUCGGGGGUGCGGCGAUCGGCCGACAAUCAGCCGGUGCUCCGGCGGCUCGCGCAGCCAUUCAUGCAGACGGGCCAGGUUCUGAAGCAGCUGUAUGUGCGCGAGGGCAUCAAGGGGUGGUUUGCCGGGCUGGGACCGGCAUUGGCAGGCAUAAUCCCGGCGCGCGCAAUCCAGUUCUUCGCCUACGGCAACGGCAAGCGGAUUUUGGCGCAAUACAACAAUGGGAAGGAGACGGCCCUGGUGCAUUUGGCGGCAGCCUGUAUUGCCGGGGUGGCGACGACGACGGCGACGAAUCCGAUCUGGAUGGUCAAGACGCGCAUGCAGCUGCAGCCGGGCCAGUACAAGAACAGCCUGGAGUGCUUUUUGGGCAUAGUGCGCAAUGAGGGGUGGCUGGGCUUGUACAAGGGCACGAGCGCGGCGUAUCUGGGGGUGUCCGAGUCGGCGAUCCAGUGGGUGGUGUAUGAGCAGAUCAAGAAGACCCUGAAUGACCGCAAGCCCAACGGCGGCGCCAAGACCCUGUAUGACUGGUUCGAGUACUUUGGCGCAGCGGCGUCGGCCAAGCUAGGUUGCCCGCCCGACGCCCAGGGCAAAGUCAAGUACACGGGCUUGGUCAACUCGGCCCGCAUUAUUUUCGCCGAAGAGGGCAUGCGCGGGUUCUACGGCGGGCUGACCACGCAUUUGCUCCGGACGGUGCCCAAUGCUGCCAUCAUGUUCCUGUCGUACGAGCUGGUGGUGCAUUACUUUGGCAGCACCCGGCCCAGGAAAGCCUGA
This is a messenger RNA of Linderina pennispora, 942 nucleotides long. RefSeq names its product mitochondrial carrier. The transcript has 2 exons. NCBI's taxonomy places the organism in Eukaryota, Fungi, Kickxellomycota, Kickxellomycetes, Kickxellales, Kickxellaceae. The coding region runs from base 1 to 942 and encodes 313 amino acids. The record is from RefSeq and is a predicted model, not a curated record. Gene Ontology annotation, molecular function: pyrimidine nucleotide transmembrane transporter activity. Gene Ontology annotation, biological process: pyrimidine nucleotide import into mitochondrion. Gene Ontology annotation, cellular component: mitochondrion.